Molecule: messenger RNA, 1577 nt
Organism: Lampris incognitus (smalleye Pacific opah)
Lineage: Eukaryota; Metazoa; Chordata; Actinopteri; Lampriformes; Lampridae
Gene: sptssa
Product: serine palmitoyltransferase, small subunit A
Exons: 2
Coding region: 389-595 (68 amino acids)
Biological process (GO): ceramide biosynthetic process
Cellular component (GO): serine palmitoyltransferase complex
Molecular function (GO): serine C-palmitoyltransferase activity
Source: RefSeq, a predicted model, not a curated record
UGUGCGUCGGGGUUUUUGGCUGCCUCGUCAUUAAAGCAGGCUGUGCUCUACAGCGAGUGUGGGGUGCUGUGUUGAGAGUUUACAUAACCUUUCAGGACUGUCGGGUGUGUCAUCUGGACAGUUCAGCACGCACGUCUCCAUUAAGCGUUAAGACGCUCGCAGGACGCCGGUUACCCUCCAAGCCUGCGCUGAGAAAAUCACUAUAAAAACUGUUGUGACUUUUACUCUGAAGUGUGAAGACGCCAACAGGAAAAAGGAAGUCCCCGGCCCGCCUUGCUCGCCCGUGCAGCGCUGUGAGUGGCUGCUUGACUCGUCAUCAGGAAGUGGUGGCCGGGGACUUCCUGCGGAAGCGAAGCGCAGCGCAGCGGCUCGGCGGAGUUGGGCAGACAUGGCUUUGGGAGAUUGUUGGAAGCAGUUGUCCUGGUUUUACUACCAGUACCUCCUCGUCACGGCGCUGUACAUGCUGGAGCCCUGGGAGAGAACCGUGUUCAACUCCCUGCUGGUCUCUGUAGCGGGCAUGGCGGUGUAUACUGGCUAUGUCUUCAUGCCUCAGCACAUCAUGGCCAUACUGCACUACUUUGAGGUGGUCCAGUGACCCUCCACCUGUCCCCCCCGUCCGGUCCCUGCUCUGACCAGAGCUUCUCCGUCUCUGGCCAUUCGUCUACUUGUCUGUCUGUCAUUUCCUGGCUGUGGGCUGUUUGGCAACAUGGAUUCCAGCCAGCUAAAGGUGGGAGUUUUCCCCUCACAACACCAAUCUGAUAAAGCUUAAAGCUCCACCCGCCUUGGCUGCACUGGGCUUGUGAAUUGAACAGACUGACGGGCUUCAUUUUUUUGAACUGGAACAUGGGCAAAAGGUCUUCAAAUGAUUGACAGCUUUGAGGGUGCAGUGGUUUUAGGCCUGGUGUGAUUUUUUUAGCCCCAUGCCGAUGGCAAUCGUCGCAGUCAAGUGCACCUUAUAUUCUGUCUAACUGCUUAGAAACCAUUUCCGAUACGAAUGCAGUGAUUUGCCCUCGUGUGGUUGUGAGUGACUGGGCUGUCGUUUUAUUCCAGACAUUUAAAACCCUUGUUGAGUUCUCAACGCAGGAGACCGACUGUUUUCUCAACUUGUCAGUAGCCCCCCAAACUUUCUCCACCUUGCCGUGUUAGUAUGACCUUCAGAGCAGAAUGAGACCGGAGUGGUGGUUUGUUGUCUGGUUAAUGGCUGGUAGAAUCUAGGUCCGUGUGGACUCUCAGCCUCCCUCCGUUCAGUCACGCCAGCAUUCAGCUGCUGCUGAGGUCCUCUCUGGCAGCAAAAUGGGGCUUUUUUAUGCUUUUGGCCAGAUGUCUUAAAUGUUUCCAUUUUUAUGAAAUUACUUUUUACAUUCUACUAAUGAUAACUCUUGUAAAUGUUUGUGAUUACUUUCCUUUAGAUUUGUCUAUUUUUCUCACCUGUGUGUAUAUAAUCUUGUAUACAUAUUUGUAAUGUUUUAUAGAUGGAUGUGUUAAGUUAAAUUUGUCUCAGAGGAUUGCUGAAUUUCUGAAAGCACAUCUUAUGUCAAGUCCUGGUAUCUUCUGCAAAAUCAUUAAAGGGAUGUUUC